UCCCACUUUUUGUUUAAUUUCCUUAUAUCACUCCUCUUUAUCAUCACCCUCUUUUUAUCCCCCUCUUUUAUCUUGACUUUAAUCUCCACGCCUUCUUCCCAUUACUUCAUUACAUUCUCAAGAGAAAAACCCAGAGCCAAAAAAAUGGCCAAAUUAUUGCUGUUCAUUGCACUAUUUGUGGUUCCAUGUCUUGUUAGUGCUACACGCAUGGUGAAGAACCCGUUGGUGGUUCAAGGUCAAGUUUACUGUGACCAUUGCCGUGCUGGGUUUGAAACACCAAAGACUAGAAACAUGGCUGGUGCCAAGGUUAAGGUGGUAUGUUCCAACCGGAAGACCGGUGAUGUCGUGUACGAGAAGGAAGGACACACGGACUCAACCGGACAAUACAAGAUCGCUGUCUCCGAGGAUCAUUUGGAUGAGAUCUGCGACGCUGUUCUCGUUAAGAGCUCGCAGCCGGAGUGCGCUGAAAUGUCACCGGGACGUGAACGUGCACGCGUGGUCUUGACCAACUUCAACGGCAUUUCAUCCAACACCCGUUUUGCCAACGCAAUGGGGUUCAUGGCCAACAAGGCUGAAGCUGGCUGUGCUGAGGUAAUGAAGGUGUACCAGGAGGAAGAUGAUUAGAGUGGCGGUCUGUGAAGUCUAAUUUACUUACUAGUUUGGCAUAUAUGAAUAUGAACAUGAAUACGACAUGCGUGCUGUUUUCUCUGAAUUCUAUUGAAUUUCUAAUAUAAAAUAUGCGAUUUCUUCUGUCAGGAUCUUUGUAUUUUUUUUAUUAUUUAUUUGGAAGACCUGUGUUCAAUAUUUGUAUUUGAAUACAAAUAUAUGAUAUUAUUUUAUUCAAAUUAAUGGAAAAUGUGAAGACAAUUGAUUCAUAA
Gossypium raimondii (Peruvian cotton) is the source of this 878-nucleotide messenger RNA. Its product is annotated as olee1-like protein. The coding region runs from base 145 to 624 and encodes 159 amino acids. The transcript is spliced from 2 exons. The record is from RefSeq and is a predicted model, not a curated record. Lineage: Eukaryota; Viridiplantae; Streptophyta; Magnoliopsida; Malvales; Malvaceae.